GCGCAGAUCGUCACUGAGGCUCCCAAGUUGAGGCGGCAGAGCCGGCCACGGCGCGGUUAUAGCGGAUUCCCACGUGAAGGGCCGAUCUCGCCUGAGCCCGCAGAGCCAUGCUGAGAUUGGGCAGCAGAUUCCUGAUGGGGCGAGCUGUGCCCAAGGCCCUCCUGGCAGCCUUCGUGGCCCUCCUCCUCGUUCUGCACGUGGCAAGUUCCCAGCAAGACUUCCAGUCAAGGAAACCGCAGAAGAAGGACCCCCCGGCCGACUUCCUGUCGCAGACAGGGUGGGCCAUUCGGGAGACCAUGGACGCCUGGAUUGGGCCCGACGUCAUGCACGUGGUGGCCGAGACCUUGUCCCAAGUGCUGUGGGCCGUCUCCUCUGCCAUCUCCGUGGCUUGCUUCGCUCUCUCCGGGAUCUCUGCGCAGCUGCUGAGCGCCAUGGGGCUGGAUGGUGAGCACCUCACACAAGGCUUGAAGCUCAGCCCUGGCCAAGUGCAGACCUUCCUCCUCUGGGGAGCCGGGGCCCUCGUGGCCUACUGGGUGCUGGCCCUGCUCCUGGGCCUGCUGCUGGCCCUGCUGGGCCGGAUCCUGUGGGGCCUGAAGCUGGUCCUCUUCCUGGUGGGCUUUGUGGCCGUGGUCAGGUCGGUGCCGGACCCCUCCAUCCGGGCCCUGAUGCUGCUGGGGCUGCUGACGCUGUACGCCCUGCUGAGCCGGCUGAGCGGGAGCCGCGCCUCGGGAGCCCAGCUGGAGGCCAAAGUGCGCGGCCUGGAGAGGCAGGUGGAGGAGCUGCGCUGGAGGCAGCGCCGGGCGGCCAAGGCCAGCCGGGGCGCCGAGGAGUAGGCGGCCGGCCGGAGGCGAGGAGGCCCCGGAUGCCGCUUCUGCGCUCCCCGAGAGACGACGGCCCGCCCCGUCCCCGCGGCCUCGCUCUCCGCUGGAUCGGCUCCCGCGGCUUCCCCUCGCACCCGGGCCAGCUCCGCCGGGGAGGGUCUGACCAUUCUCUGUCUCCUGUUGCUACCCUUAAGCACACCUCUGCCGUGGCCUUGACCGAGACCUCCAGGGGCGCAGGGACGGACCUCGGGGCAGCGGCCCGCCCCUCUCCGUGCCCCUCCCCCUCCGCUUCCCCCUCCCGGCUUCCCCUCCGGCCCUGCCCUGCGGACAUGUGUCCUGUGCACCACCCCACGGUGGGGAGGAGACAUGAGUGGUCCCUGCGGGGGCCGGAAGCCCCCCCACCCCAGGUCUUAGGGCCGCCAGUGUCAAAUCUGUGACAAGUGCCUUCACUUAAGCCAGCAGUGCCUGCUUCUCGCCUGCUGUAUGUAGGAAUGUGUAUUAGGUGUCUCGGGCGGGAGCUGGAACAGGAGCAGCCUCCUAGAACCCGACACCCACAGCCAAAGAGCCCCGUGAGCGAGGCCUCCCCUGUUCUGGCCCCCGGAGAGGGCCCGGGGAGCUUGGACGCCCCGAGCCCCCAACUCUUCCUUCAGGAGAGCCGGCCGAACCAGCCCCACUCCAGCGUCACUGCCCAGCCGGCCAAUCGGGAGGCUCCUGAGGAGCAGGCUGCCCCCCCCCCCCCAACUCGGCCACCACCGACUUCUCUGGGAGAGCGCAGGGCAAAGGGGGAGCGCAGCCUCUGCCCCGGAACCUGGGGAGGGGACCUGGCCGAACCGGGGUUCCGGCCCGAAGAAUGGCCCCGACCGAGGAGGAACCAGCUGCCAGUGAUGUUUUUAUCGAAGCUGAGCUCAUUGGGUUUUAAAUUAAGAAACGCACGCUAUUUUAUCUUGUUCCAUAUAAAACACGUGUAAUCCAA
Antechinus flavipes (yellow-footed antechinus) is the source of this 1794-nucleotide messenger RNA. It is a transcript of the gene TMEM109, whose product is annotated as transmembrane protein 109. Lineage: Eukaryota; Metazoa; Chordata; Mammalia; Dasyuromorphia; Dasyuridae. The transcript has 4 exons. Gene Ontology annotation, biological process: intrinsic apoptotic signaling pathway in response to DNA damage by p53 class mediator; cellular response to gamma radiation. The coding region runs from base 108 to 833 and encodes 241 amino acids. The record is from RefSeq and is a predicted model, not a curated record.